This is a messenger RNA of Asparagus officinalis (garden asparagus), 1359 nucleotides long. Its product is annotated as putative pentatricopeptide repeat-containing protein At3g49142. Lineage: Eukaryota; Viridiplantae; Streptophyta; Magnoliopsida; Asparagales; Asparagaceae. Gene Ontology annotation, molecular function: protein binding; RNA binding; zinc ion binding. The coding region runs from base 20 to 1096 and encodes 358 amino acids. Gene Ontology annotation, biological process: RNA modification. The transcript has a single exon. The record is from RefSeq and is a predicted model, not a curated record.
UCUAUUCGCUUGCGCGCAUAUGGGAGCACUGCGUCAGGGUAAAAGUGUUCACGGCUACACGGUCAGAUUUGAAAUUGAACCGGAUGUUGUGACUUAUACUUCACUCCUCGACAUGUACUCAAAGUGCGGGUUGCUGGACUUGGCUUACAGGGUGUUCAAUUCGAUGCCUGAGAAGAAUGUUCAGUCCUGGAGUGCGAUGAUUGCAGGGUUUGGGAUGCAUGGGAUGUGCUCGAGAGCACUUGCGCUUUUUGAUCGCAUGAGAUCAGAGGGCAUCGUGCCCAACUCUGUGACGUUUGUUUCUGUACUGUCUGCUUGUAGUCACUCGGGUAAAGUCCAAGAGGGACGUUACUACUUUGAGUCAAUGACUCAACACUACAAGAUCACCCCGACAAGCGAGCAUUUCUCUUGUAUGGUCGAUCUUUUAGGGCGAGCUGGGUUAAUUGAGGAGGCAGAAUCUUUAAUUGAGAAAAUGCCAGCUGCACCCCAUGCGAGUGUUUUCGGAGCUCUCAUGGGUGCUUGUAGAAUGCACAAGAAGGUUCAAUUAGCAGAACGGUUAGCAAAUAAGCUCUUUGUUAUGGAGCCUAAUCAGCCUGGCACGCACGUGCUCCUCUCUAAUAUUUACGCAGAAGCUGAGAUGUGGGAUAUGGUGAAGAAAACAAGGGAAGUUAUGAAUGAUAGAGGAUUGAGGAAAACAGUUGGAUACAGCUCUAUCGAAGUUGACAAAAGGGUUUUCAUAUUUAGCGUGAUGCACAAAUCUUACGACGAAAGAAUUCCCCAGGUGUGGCGUGUGCUGCGGGAACAAAUGAAAGCACUUGGUUAUACACCUGAUUUGUCCUCCAUACUCCAUGAUGUGGAUGACGAGGCGAAGGAGGAGAUGCUGUGUGGUCACAGCGAGAAGCUUGCCAUUGCUUUUGGUCUUUUGAAUACCGGAGAUGGGGUGCCACUGCGGAUAACUAAGAAUUUGAGAGUCUGUGGGGAUUGUCACACUGCAAGCAAGUAUGUUUCUAUAAUAACCAAGAGAGAGCUUAUUAUGAGGGAUUCUAAGAGAUUUCAUCAUGUUAAAGAUGGUGUUUGCUCGUGUGGAGACUAUUGGUGAUGCGACUGCUGCUGCUGCUUCGUUUUAGUAAAUUGUAACUUCAAUGACAUCAAAUUUGGCAUUUGCUCAAUACAUACACCAUUUUGCCUGAUGGUCGUCGUAGGAUAGUUUUCUAAGUUAAUAGUAGCGUCGCCUAACACUUCAGUAUUACUAUGUCAUUUCAUUCUUGUGGAAUGAGGACUGUUAAAUACAAUUUUACAGAUUUGUUUCAUCUCAAAGGUUGAAAAAUUGGUGGAUGGGGGAAUACUUGUAUCUGAUUCACU